Colletotrichum acutatum is the source of this 2377-nucleotide messenger RNA. RefSeq lists its product as uncharacterized. Lineage: Eukaryota; Fungi; Ascomycota; Sordariomycetes; Glomerellales; Glomerellaceae. The record is from RefSeq and is a predicted model, not a curated record. The coding region runs from base 258 to 2369 and encodes 703 amino acids. The transcript has 2 exons.
CCCUUGAGGGUUACGAUGAAUAAGGUAGGCAUCACUCAAGUAAGGUAACCACCUGCCUUGGAAUAAGUUCAAUUGGAGCUCCAGAGCCUCGGGUUCUAGUUGGCCCGAGUGGGUCCCCUAGGCCCACUCCGCACUUCUCUCUCUGGUGACAAUAUCGAUCUUCUGGUUUCCUUCUCCCUCUUACCCUUUGUCUUGUCAACAAACAACUUUUUUUUCGUUUUUUUUUGUGAAUACCACGAAUCAAAAACGAAACAAAAAUGGUCAACUUGACCGAACUUCCGCCGCCUGCCGCCGAGGCACGCGAAGAGAGAGAUGAGAAGCGCGUAGACGCCGCGACCCCCGAGGAGGAGAAUCCCUCCACUGCCGCCGCCGAUGCCGCCGCUGAUGUCGCCGCCGAUGCGGCCACCGAGGAGCCCGAGAUGGCCGAGAAGCCUGAGAUGGCUGAGGAGUUACCCGAGGAAGAGAAUCUUCCUGCUGCUGGGCAAAACACUCAGUCAUCCACGGCCUUGUUUCCUGUGGGAAAUCUCGAGCGUAUGAUAGACGACUGGUUCUCGGCGGGUCACGCUGAGAUCCCCCUGAGGGACCUCCUCCCUGCACGGUUUUCAGCCACUCCGAGCAAGGCCUGGGCAGGCUCGGAUAGCGAAGGGGAAGAAGAGGAGUUCGCCUCCCUAGAGGAGCUGGUCCUCUUUCACGUCGUCAGGUGCAGGCCCGAGUUAGACGUCAAUGGCCUGGAGGCCAUGUAUACUGACUGUCUCAACGCUGGUUUCAAAUACCUAGUGGCAAGUAACGAGCAAGACGUGAACACCGGGGCCUCGAGAUGGCUCGCGAUGAGAGCGAUGUGGCGUCUCCUUGGUGCUCCUGGUACCUGGCCCAAGUCGAAAGCCAUGCCGGAGAUCACCCACAAGCCAUAUGAUCGUCGCUACGCGGUCUUUAAGAAGUCGCAGAUUCUAGAGGAUGAGGCCUCGAAGCAGAACAAGAAUUCAGGACUCGCUACAAGUCACUGGGCAGACACUAAGAAGCCCGCCGCCCCUGCCCCUACGACUGUGGCCGGAACAAGUGCGGCCCCUGGCUCUGCCCCGACACGCCAGCAGCAGCCGUCAGGAUAUCAUUUUCCAAGUCGCAAAGCGAAAGGCAGACCUGCAUUCAGCGCCAAUCGCUCCUCGACCUACCCCGCCCCUCGGCGCCCCAUCACGAGGAUGGAGGUCAUGUUAUAUGACAACUUUUCUGCCCGAAGCAAGGCAUGGGAUGCCUAUGGUAGGCUAGGGGGCGCGUCGUACAAGUUUGGUGCCCCACCGUUUGAGAUUGAGUUGACUGAUAACAAGAUGUCGGCCGACUUGCUUUCGUGCCGAUACAACAACAAGGUACCGACCGCGCUUCAAGGUGUAAACGAGUACAUCAAGAAGAUUGACCCGAAUGUCAAUCUUGAGUUUGGCCACCACAGGCGUGGCAGACUCAACAUGCUGGUUCUUGCCAUCAACAGUGAGACUCGAAACGAGGUGAUGAAGUAUGUAGGAGCUGUUUUUGAGAUUGCCGUGGCCUACGUGAAGCAAGCGCAAGAGCGCAGAGAUAUCUCCAUUGGAAUCUUCUUCAAGAACCGAGAAGCCGAGCUGAAAGCUGCGGCCACGAACCCGCAAGGUAUUGCCAGAGGCGCCAUGACCAUUAGUUCUACCAAUGCCGCGGCAUCCAGUCAGGACCCUUUGAGAAUCAAGAUGAUUGAACAUGUCAAGCAUAUCCUCAAGAGCACAGAUGUCAUCAAGAGAGGAGUGGCCAUGGACCACUUUGUCAACAACGCCCCCACUAUCCUAAGGUUUGAGUCCAAGGAUGUUCCCUUUGGCGCUGAGACUUUCGCCUUCAGAGUGAAGGAGGCUUGGGCAGAGUUGCUACAGCCGGGCUCUGCGAGCAGUGCAGCCAGUUGGUACGAUGGCUGGCUCAUUCAGAGACACGAGAAGAGCAUCGAAUAUGCCGCCAAGGAGCAGGCUGAAAGAGAGCGGGCCAGAUCCGCUGCUCUCCAGAUUCCCGCCCCCAUGCCGCCCAUGCAGGCGCCGCCUACUUUCCCCUCGGUGCCACCUAUGCCAUACGGAGGCCAUGCAUGGGUUCAACAGCAGCCGGCUUACCCUCAAUCGGCCCCAUCAUGGCAGCAGCCGCAGCAGCCGUACCAGGCACCGCCUGCCCAGUGGCAGUAUCCGGCACAAAGUGCCCAGUGGCAGCAGCAGCAGCCCCAGUGGCAGCAGCAGCCACAGCAGCCGUACCAGCAGCCGUACCAGAGCGCAAGUGCUCCCUGGCAGCAGCCGCCAGGUCCCCCUCCGGGUCAGUACUACGGCCCGCCCCCACCGGGUCAGAGAUACCCUGGCCAGCCACCCUACCAUUGAAUAGAGAG